Messenger RNA from Rangifer tarandus platyrhynchus (Svalbard reindeer), 1176 nucleotides. The record is from the annotation of a GenBank genome assembly. Lineage: Eukaryota; Metazoa; Chordata; Mammalia; Artiodactyla; Cervidae.
AUGUGCUCCCAGCUCUGGUUCCUGACGGACCGGCGCAUCCGCGAGGACUACCCGCAGGUGCAGAUCCUGCGCGCCCUCCGGCAGCGCUGCUCCGAGCAGGACGUGCGCUUCCGGGCGGUGCUCAUGGACCAGAUCGCCGUCACCAUCGUUGGCGGCAACCUCGGCCUGCAGCUGAACCAGAAGGCGCUCACCACUUUCCCAGACGUGGUGCUUGUCCGCGUGCCCACGCCCUCCGUGCAGUCGGACAGUGACAUCACCGUCCUGCGACACCUGGAGAAGCUGGGCUGCCGCUUAGUCAACCGCCCACAGAGCAUUCUAAACUGCAUCAACAAAUUCUGGACAUUCCAGGAGCUGGCUGGGCAUGGGGUCCCCAUGCCAGACACCUUCUCCUACGGUGGACAUGAAGACUUUUCGAAGAUGAUCGAUGAAGCCGAGCCGCUGGGCUACCCGGUGGUGGUGAAGAGCACGCGGGGACACCGGGGAAAAGGCGUUUUUCUCGCAAGAGAUAAACACCACCUCUCAGACAUCUGCCACCUGAUCCGCCACGACGUGCCCUACCUGUUCCAGAAGUACGUGAAGGAGUCCCACGGAAAGGACAUCCGGGUGGUGGUGGUCGGCGGCCAGGUGAUAGGCUCCAUGCUUCGCUGCUCCACAGAUGGACGGAUGCAGAGCAACUGCUCUCUCGGUGGUGUGGGCGUCAUGUGCCCGCUGACGGAGCAAGGCAAGCAGCUGGCUAUCCAGGUGUCCAACAUCCUGGGUAUGGACUUCUGCGGCAUCGAUCUUCUCAUCAUGGACGAUGGCUCCUUCGUGGUGUGUGAGGCAAAUGCCAACGUGGGCUUCCUAGCCUUCGACCAGGCGUGCAACUUAGACGUGGGCGGGAUCAUUGCAGACUACACCAUGUCCUUGCUGCCCAACAGGCAGACCGGGAAGAUGGCCGUCCUCCCGGGCUCGUCUAGCCCCAGGGAGAAGAAAGAGCCAGAUGGCUGUGCUUCAGCUCAGGGAGUCGCGGAGAGCGUCUAUGCCAUCAACAGCGGGUCUACCUCCAGCGAGAGUGAGCCUGAACUGGGGGAGAUCCGGGCUUCCCCAGCCAGCACAGCGGGGGCCCCGGCCCCCAUACUGCCUGACCCCAGCUACAACAUUAACACCAGGAUUGCUUCAGAAUUAAAACUUAAGUGA